Theobroma umbraticum is the source of this 3340-nucleotide messenger RNA. Its product is annotated as Tetratricopeptide repeat (TPR)-like superfamily protein. Gene Ontology annotation, molecular function: protein binding; RNA binding. Lineage: Eukaryota; Viridiplantae; Streptophyta; Magnoliopsida; Malvales; Malvaceae. Gene Ontology annotation, biological process: RNA modification. The record is from RefSeq and is a predicted model, not a curated record.
AGUGGAAGGGAGCAUUGAUUUUGUGUAUAGCAAUUUGGGUUGCUCUAAUUUUGAUGCUAACAUGUCUCUGCAUUUUGUUCUUCUGUGCACCCAAAAAGUAAGGCCAUCUUUUAACAGUUAAGGAAAAUUCGAGACUGUCCAGGCACCUGGAAGAAAAUCUGAAGUUGAAAUAGAUAACCAAAUUACGGAUGAAAAGGAGGCAACUCUUGGUCAAUUUAUUCAAAGCUUGUAACGAUGGGAAAUCAGCAGCAAAAUUACACUCACUACUUCUCAAAACUGGGUUUUCCCAUGACAGUUUUUUCACCACAAAGCUCGCUUCUGUGUAUUCUAAAUUUAUUUCCAUUGAAGAAGCUCAGAAACUGUUCGAUGAAAUGCCUCAAAGAAAUGUUUAUCUCUGGAACUCAAUUCUUAGAGCUUAUUCUAAACAAAAACAAUGGAAAAAAGCUUGGGUUCUUUUCAAAAACAUGAUAUCUAAUGAAAAAGGUGACAAAAAUGAGCCUGAUAAUUUUACUCUGUCUAUAGUUUUAAAGGCUUGUGCAGGUUUACGGUUGCUUCAACAAGGGGAAAUUUUACAUGGAUUUUUGAGGCAAAAUGAAAAGGUUGGAUUGGAUUUAUUUGUGGGUUCUGCUUUAAUUGAAUUUUACUCAAAAUGUGGCCAAAUGGGUGAUGCGUUGAAAGUUUUUGAGGAGUUUGAGAAACCUGAUGUUGUUUUGUGGACUUCAAUGGUGAGUGGUUAUGAGCAGAAUGGUUGUUUUGAAAAGGCUGUGGCCUUUUUCUCAAGAAUGGUAGCAGAGGAGGGUGUUGAACCGGAUCGUGUAACCCUUGUUAGUUUAGUUUCUGCUUGUGCUAAGUUGAUGAAUCUUAAGCUUGGAAGGAGUGUACAUGGUUUUGUCAUUAGGAGAGGGUUGGAAAAUAAUUUAUCUUUGGUUAACGCAUUGUUGAAUUUGUAUGCAAAGACAGGUGUCGUGGAAGUAGCCGAAAAUUUAUUUAGGAGGAUGGUAGGGAAAGAUGUUGUAUCGUGGAGCUCAAUGAUUGGUUGCUAUUCUCAUAAUGGGGCUGCUGUUGAAGCAUUGCGUCUUUUCAAUGAAAUGAUCAACCAGGGAUUUCAACCUAAUGCAGUUACUGUUGUUAGUGCACUUCAAGCGUGUGCAGUUGCUUGUGAUCUAGACAAUGGUCAGAAGAUUCAUGAACUUGCAACUAACAGAGGUUUUGAUUUAGAAGUCUCAGUUUCCACCACUCUGAUUGAUAUGUACAUGAAGUGCUUAUCACCAAAUGAAGCUGUUAAUGUCUUUAGAAAAAUGCCUAGGAAAGAUGUAGUCUCCUGGGCUGCUUUGUUAAGUGGGUAUGCUCAAACUGGGAUGGCUGACAAGUCUAUAGGGGUCUUCAGAGAUAUGCUAUCUAGUGGAAUCCUACCUGACGCUGUUUCCAUGGUAAAGAUUCUUGCUUCUUCUUCGGAGUUAGGUAUUCUUCAUCAAGCUGUAUGCCUUCAUGGUUAUAUUACUAGAAGUGGCUUUGAUAGUAAUCCUUUUGUUGGGGCUUCUCUCAUAGAGUUGUACUCAAAAUGUGGUAGCUUAGACUAUGCAAUAAAAGUAUUUAAAGGAAUUAUAGAUAAGGAUGUUGUUCUCUGGAGUGCUAUGAUUGCUGGCUAUGGAAUUCAUGGAAAAGGUAGAGAAUCAUUAAAGUUAUUUGAACAGAUGGUUAAGAGUUCUGCAGCUAGACCUAACAAUGUCACUUUCCUCUCUAUUUUAUCUGCCUGUAGCCAUGCAGGUUUGGUUUUGGAGGGGAUUGAAAUAUUCAGUAUGAUGGUAAAUGAUUAUGGACUGGGUCCUACUUCAGAGCACUAUGGCAUAGUUGUUGAUCUUCUAGGCCGUACAGGAGAGUUAGACAGGGCCAUGGACAUUAUAAACCGAAUGCCAGUUCCAGUUGAGCCCCAUGUUUGGGGUGCCUUGCUUGCUGCAUGUAGGAUUCAUCACAAUGUUGAGAUAGGAGAGUUGGCAGCAAAGAAUCUUCUCUGCUUAGAUUCUAAUCAUGCAGGUUACUAUAUUCUAUUAUCUAAUAUAUAUGCUGUUGAUGGGAAAUGGGGUAAUGUGGCAACAAUUAGAACUCUAAUAAAGGAGAAGGGCUUAAAGAAGAUGUUUGCACAGAGCAUGGUUGAGAUAAAGAAUGAGGUUCAUAGCUUUGUUGCUGAUGAUAAAUUUCACCCAGAGAGUGAAAGGAUUUAUGAACUACUAGGAAAAUUGGAAUUGACAAUGAGGUUGCAACUAGAAAAUAUAUAUGGACUUUCUGAAGCUUUAUUAAAUUUUAAGAUGACCUGAAUUCAUCCACCAUUGAGAUAUCUGCAUGAUGGGUAGCCACAAACAAUAUUGUAAGAAUAGGAUUUCAGAUCGAAAGUAAAAUUUAAUGGUGAUUAAAAUGAUUAUAGCAUGGAGUUUUUGAAGAGAGCAACAUAAAGAUAUCUUCCAGCGGUGACAGCUGCAAAUGAAUUCUGGAUUUCUUCUGCAUCUGAUGAAAUUUAUGUUGAUACCUUGAUCCAAACAUGAGGCCUGUGACAAUGCCAUGCAGAAGCCUUAUUUAUUAACUUCCUCUCGUACUUCGGUUUAGGAAAUCUAGAAUUCUGGAAAGCCUAGGUGCCCCUGUUUGGUGUGGUAGUAUAAUCCUAGGGCUGAUGAGCACAGAAGAGCAUGGAGUUUAAAUAGCCAGCACUUUGAGGUCUGCGUCCUGCAUGCUUUGCCGAUGUCAAAGUCCUUUGCUUUUGCCAAGUCACGUUCAGCUGGUUUACAAUCCAACUUCAUUUAGACCUGUGGAAUUUAUUCUUUUGUGGUUCCCAUCGCAAUGUCCUGAUGUCAGCUACAGCUUACAUCCCAGAGUAUAGCUUAUGCCGGUCUUCAUUUUGCCGUAACAGGUAAAUUGUGAUGACAUAUUUGCUUGAGGAGAUGGAAUUAAAGAAAUAUGGCUCAAGACGUUGCAAGGUAUAGUUAGUGAAAAACGAGUGGGCCAAGUUUAACAAACCUACCCCCCUCUUUUGUGAGGGGAAAUAAAGGUUCACCAAUUACUGGGCCAUAUGCAAGCCCCCAACUUUGGGCCCCAAAGAGAGAGAAAGAGCUCAACAUUAAUCCAUGCACUCAUAUGUUUUUUGUCAAGUUGAACUGCAACAUUGUUGUCAGAUUAGAUUGCCAUGUUGUCUUUACCCCCAACUUGAGGCUGGUCUUGUUGUGGGAUUGCUUAAGGACCUUGAUUGCUGUUCCUCUUUUCUGGAAACAUUUGGGAUAUUAAAAAUUCAUCUUAGUACAUUUGUGUAUCAGCCCACGUGAUUGAGCUUGAGCUUGUAAUUUAAGGUUCA